Solanum verrucosum is the source of this 980-nucleotide messenger RNA. RefSeq names its product proteasome subunit alpha type-5. Gene Ontology annotation, biological process: proteasome-mediated ubiquitin-dependent protein catabolic process. The record is from RefSeq and is a predicted model, not a curated record. The transcript has 9 exons. The coding region runs from base 105 to 818 and encodes 237 amino acids. NCBI's taxonomy places the organism in Eukaryota, Viridiplantae, Streptophyta, Magnoliopsida, Solanales, Solanaceae. Gene Ontology annotation, cellular component: nucleus; proteasome core complex; proteasome core complex, alpha-subunit complex.
AUCAAGUUUAAAGACAGUAGAAGAAGAAGAAGAAAACUUAAUAAUCUUCAGUUCAAACAAAUCUCAACAAAGGGUUUUUGAAUCUGUAACAAAUUUCAACAAAGAUGUUUCUUACCAGAACUGAGUACGAUAGAGGUGUUAACACCUUCUCGCCUGAAGGACGAUUGUUUCAAGUUGAAUAUGCUAUUGAAGCUAUCAAGUUGGGUUCAACUGCAAUUGGACUGAAGACCAAGGAAGGAGUUGUUCUUGCUGUGGAGAAGCGCAUUACUUCACCACUUCUGGAGCCAAGCAGUGUGGAGAAAAUUAUGGAAAUUGACGAGCAUAUUGGCUGUGCAAUGAGUGGAUUGAUAGCUGAUGCACGGACUCUUGUGGAACAUGCACGGGUUGAAACUCAGAACCAUAGAUUCUCUUAUGGUGAGCCCAUGACUGUUGAGUCCACUACCCAAGCUCUCUGUGAUUUGGCGUUGCGAUUUGGUGAGGGCGAUGAAGAAUCUAUGUCCAGGCCUUUUGGUGUGUCCCUUCUCAUUGCUGGUCAUGAUGAGAAUGGUCCCAGCUUGUACUAUACUGAUCCUUCUGGUACAUUCUGGCAAUGCAAUGCUAAAGCUAUUGGGUCAGGUUCUGAAGGUGCUGAUAGCUCUUUGCAGGAGCAGUAUAACAAGGACCUUACCCUUAAAGAAGCUGAAACCAUAGCACUGUCAAUUCUUAAGCAAGUGAUGGAAGAGAAGGUGACUCCCAAUAAUGUUGAUAUUGCAAGGGUAUCUCCAACUUACCAUCUAUACUCACCAUCAGAGGUGGAAGAGGUUAUCAGCCGCCUAUAAGAAAGCAUGUGAUCACACUCGUUAAUGAUAUUUUUCUUGUAUGACAAAUGCUUGCAGCCCUGGAGUUAAUUGGAUUGUUUUUUUCCUUCUUCCAAGGCUGGGAAUUGAUUCAGACAAGUGUUUUCUGUAUGCUCAUUACAUUAUUUGCUUCAAGGAUUUAAG